Messenger RNA from Ixodes scapularis (black-legged tick), 4311 nucleotides. It is a transcript of the gene Cdk5alpha, whose product is annotated as cyclin-dependent kinase 5 activator 1. Gene Ontology annotation, biological process: activation of protein kinase activity; positive regulation of cyclin-dependent protein serine/threonine kinase activity. The transcript has a single exon. NCBI's taxonomy places the organism in Eukaryota, Metazoa, Arthropoda, Arachnida, Ixodida, Ixodidae. Gene Ontology annotation, cellular component: cytoplasm; protein kinase 5 complex. The coding region runs from base 137 to 1183 and encodes 348 amino acids. The record is from RefSeq and is a predicted model, not a curated record. Gene Ontology annotation, molecular function: cyclin-dependent protein serine/threonine kinase activator activity; protein kinase binding.
UGCGCGGCCACGGCGACAUGUUGGACGGCCGCGGAGUUAUCCAGUGAAGUCCGACCCGCCCGCCGUUUAUUGGAGUUGCAGGUAAAGAACGAGAGGAUAUCCGUGCUCCCCAGUUGUUGCUUCCGAGCCAGGAGCCAUGGGGACAGUGCUCAGUUUCUCGCCGCGGGACCGCAAGCCGCAGAGCUACAGCGAGUACAAUCUCUACAGCUACGAGCAGCUUAACAACGCCAAGAACAACCAGCACAGCAAGGUGCUCCAAGAUAGGACCACGGGGGGACACCUCCUACAUCAUCACCAUCACCACCACAACCACCACCACAACCACAACAACAACAACAACAGUCAGAACAACAACAGCAACAACAAUAACAACAACCAAAACCACCAGAACCACAACCUCAAGAAACACACGCUCUUCAUCAACGCGCUCAGCUGGAAGCACUUCAAUGUCUCCACGAAAAAGAAGGCGGAAAAGACGAAGUCGGCGGCGGCUUCGCGGCCCCCGCUCGAACCCGUGGACCCGAACAAGAACGUGCACAAGUCGCUGUCCUGCUACAACCUGGGUCUCGACCUCGUCGGUCCUGGUAGGGUCGACAGACACUCGACGAAGCCUGCGCCGCCCCCACUCCCGCCCAAGCCCGCUGUGGUCCGGCCGGCGCCGCCCAAACCGCCGGCCGUUACGACCGGCAGUCCGCAGCGCAAGACAGUCAUCCAGGCUUCGACUUCGGAGCUGCUACGAUGCCUGGGCGAGUUCCUUGGCCAACGGUGCAAGCGCCUACGCGACUUCCAACCGGGCGACGCAGUCCUCUGGCUCCGCACCGUGGACAGGUCCUUGCUGCUCCAGGGCUGGCAGGACAUCGCGUUCAUCAACCCCGCCAACGUGGUGUUCCUCUACAUGUUGGUGCGGGAGCUGGUCAGCGAAGACGUGUCCAGCGAGAGAGAGCUGCAGGCCGUCGUGCUGACGUGUCUCUACCUCUCCUACGCGUACAUGGGAAACGAGAUCUCCUAUCCGCUCAAGCCGUUCCUGGUCGACGAGAACAGGGACAAGUUUUGGGACCGGUGCCUGCUCAUCAUCGGCACGCUCAGCGGCAGCAUGCUGCGCAUCAACAGCGAGCCCGGCUUCUUCACUGAGGUCUUCACCGAGCUCAAGGCGUGCGCGCCACCGCCACCCCGAGUCUGCUGAAACUAGGACCAAGACGCCAAGUUUGACUCAGGAGAAGCCAUCGCGAGAAAAAAAAAAAGAGAACCCGUCCUUCUGCGUUAGAGAGACAGCGGUCGAACCAUCAUGGCGGCCGACGGCGACGCGGGGACUCCGCCAUAACUGCCAAAAAAGAUGUUCUGCGGUGCGUCUGCUCGUCGUGGCUCGGCGCUGACGCUGCGUAGGGACGUUGGUGAGGAACAGUUCGUGAUGGGAUCUUCGCCGAAGCCUCCGGCAGGUUGCAGGCGACCACGAUCUCUAUUUAUUUAUUCUCUUAUCUUAGUCGAGGCAGGGGAUUCCCCUUCCCCUACUCCGCUCGUUGUUACCGACUUGUUGUUCUGGGAUGGAGCUGCAAUCUUUUUUCGCGUCCCGGACGGAGCGCGCGGGAAAAACAAACAAACAGGACAAGGUGAGGGCAGCGAAAUCAUCCGUUUCUCUUGCUCUGUGUUUGCCAAACGUGUUUCUGUUCUGCGCCGAGACUCGGUUAUAUAUACAUUUACUAUCUUGUAUACAUGCCACCCUGUUCCGGUCCCGGUUUUGAGAUUUUCGUCAUAAGCCAGUGAAAAGCCACAUGACAGAAAGUCAAUAACGCGCCGAUUUCAAGGACGCUUAUUUUCCGGUUGAGGCCCACAUUGUGAGCAUAACACGUUAGUCUAAAAAUAAAGGCAAAGCCUUUUAUUUUUAUUCACUUUCUUAUUAAUCUUGCUUAAUCUUUUUGAGACUCGAUACGCCAGUGUAAAGAACAGAUUGUGUGCCAAUCUUGUCAUAAUAACGUAACACUAGAAAUAAUUGGAUAGUGCUGAUAAAGAAAGAAAGAUAUGUGCACUUGUAUAUGUCUGCGACAUGCAGCGUAGUCUGUACGUGAUAUGCCACUAUUACAGUAAUAGCAACGGGGGAAAAGAAGAAAGUAAUGGUUGUCCAGGAAUUACACAGUGAGAUUGCAAUUCUUAAAACUAUUCUUGAGCCGCCGCACAAAAAAGAAACAGAAAUAUUUUUUGUUUCAUUGCGUGUAUAGAUCUAUGUAUUUACGUCCAAUCAAGACCUACGUCUCCACGACUGGUAAACCGUCAAAGCGUUUGAACGUGAAAACCACAGCUGAUCUUUGUCCAUAGUAACAAAACAAACCGCUCGUUCUUUUUCUAAAAAAAAAAAAAAAAAAAGUUUUAACAAAAGAUGGAUGCGAGAAGGAGCUAGGAACCGUUGUUAUUUUGCCACGUAAAGUUUUCCACUAAGGCAAAGUUCGUUCAGACUUUUCAGAGUUGUAACCGCGCCGCCAAGCAGAGAGCCGCUAAGCCUAAACGAACGCAGCUAGACACACAAAACGCUAAAACAAAAUGGCCGCGAGGUAGUAGCUCGCACAGUGGCGACCGUAAGAAAUCGAUCGCUCUGUUCUCUCUCCAUCGCCCACGUCCUCAUCCCCAUUUAUGCUUCCCCCUCUCUCAUUAUUCCCGAAACGAAAAUCCUUGCGCAUGCGCGACGGGGCAGCGGUACUCCGCAUUAGUCAUCAUGAGCGGUUCUAUUCCUUCAUUUUUUAUUCUGGUUUGUAUAUCUAUAUGUAUGUGUGUUUAUAUGUGCGGACGCUGACACGCAAAUUGAGGGACGCGUCCGGUGGAAACAUCAUUAGGUAAACACAUUGCGUAAUGUUAAGUGACGUCAUCACGGCGUCUUAAAUUACAAAACACGGCGCUUAUUUUUUUUUUUUGUUUAUUUAUAUUAAAAAAAGAAAACGUUGCAGAUAAAGGGAGUUUCUUAAUGCUGAGCGAGUGCACCGCCAAAUAUCGCAGAAAGAAAAAGAAAAAAAGAAAAAAGAGCGAUUUCGGUUCAUUGCAUCAUGAACAAAAACACGUACGCUGACAAUGAUUAUUCUCAUGUUCAUGGAAUCAGGCACCUUUAUAAUUGCAACAAUGAAUAUCCUAUAUUAAUCAAAUUAUUUUGUAGCUGCACAGCCUAGCUCCUUCGGAACUAAAAAGUACAAAGCAUGUAUUUGAGGCGCGUAUACUAUAGUAUAUGCUGCGAUUCACAUGUACACGCAUUUGCAUAAUACCUUUCAGGUCAUUUCUGAAUAUACGACGUUGCGUUUAUUACCUCAGUUUCAUUUUAUGAACCAUGCAUCGCGAGGGAAAAGCUAAACUAUAACGAAAUACCACACUAAACUUCGUCGUUAGCUCUUGAUGACUAAUGAAUCGUUUCCAUAUCUUCGUAAAUAUAAGUGUAUAUUAACUCUUCAAACAACAACAAACAAAGAUCAUAACAAACUGAAACAUAAAUAUAUCGGCACAGCUGAUCUAGAUUUGUUAAUAUAGGAACAGAAUAAUGAAUACCGCACACGUACUUCAUUCGACAAUGUUCGUAAAGAAGUAUACAAAUACAAAAAGAAAAUGACUUUCAACUUCAAAAUAUACAUAAUCGUGCCUGUUUGGCUGUUACCAGGGGCUUACAUUUGUUAAACGAUGACGACAUCAACCACUGUUUUUUAGAUUUACGUUAGUACGUACACAGACCCGAAGCUCAUUUCACCCCCCAUGCCGCCCAAUGGUUGUUUUUUGGAAAGCGGGCUCUGCCCCUUUUACAAUUGUGUUGUGGUGAAGCCAAACUUCAAUUGUCAGGGUGCGACACUGAUUUUUUGGAGACGUUAUGUAAUAGACACGAAAAAACAAACGCCUCGAAAUAAUUAAAAGUUAGACUUAUCUGAGAAUAACGGAUCACGCCUCGUUAAAAUAUGUCUACUGUUAGCGCGCGGUGAACUUUUCUUGGUAUGAUAGACGAAACUGCUGGACAGAGAUAAAAUGCCACGUUGUUAUUUUAUGUGCGAAACUAGCGCCAGGUUUAGUCCGAGGCUCUGAGUGAUGUUAGAAAACCGUGAGUGCGUCAUAAGAAUUUUUUUCUGGUGUGCUGAGAUUGUCAUUGUCAUCUUCAAACGGAUUUCAUUACCUGUUACGAAGAUUCACCGUAGGGUUUCGUGCGCAGAAGGAAAGAAAAGGCUUUGUGCUGUUUCAUCGAGUGCUUUUGGGAAAAGAAAACAAACGAAGGAGAAGAAGAAGAAAAAAAAAAGAAAGCUCGUACUGCUCAUUUGUACAAACUAUGACUGAAUAAUAAAGAGAGAACUGUUCCGA